GCACGCGUCGCGCGUGCAUCACAUCACAUCAGAGAUUCAGAGCCCAGCGACGAGAACAGACAAACUGCGGCGGACCGACCCGGAGGCAGGCCAGGGCCCGAUCCUCCUCCUCCCCUCUCCCCGCCGGUCGCCGCCCUUGUCCCCGGGCGCGCUAGCCCCGUCGACGCCGGCGGGCAGCGUGAGAUAUGGGUUGCUCCUCCUCCGUGCCAGCUAGAAGUACAGGAGGGCUGAACACUGUCAGCAACGAUACCUCUUCUGCCACUGAUUCAAAGGACUUGCGUGCUAAGUUGGUAUUGCUGGGAGACUCAGGUGUUGGGAAAAGCUGCAUUGUUCUUCGCUUUGUUCGUGGUCAGUUCGAUCCUACUUCCAAGGUAACCGUUGGUGCAUCUUUCUUAUCACAAACAUUGGCAUUGGAAGACUCAACAAUAGUGAAAUUUGAAAUUUGGGAUACUGCUGGGCAAGAGAGGUAUGCUGCCUUGGCACCACUUUACUACAGAGGAGCUGCUGCUGCAAUUGUUGUCUAUGAUAUAACUAGUCCAGAAUCGUUUAGCAAAGCACAGUACUGGGUAAAGGAACUUCAGAAGCAUGGUAGUCCUGGUAUUGUAAUGGUUUUGGUUGGGAAUAAGGCUGACCUACAUGAGAAUCGGAGUGUAUCUUCACAGGGUGCACAGGAGUACGCAGAGAAGAACAAUAUGUUUUUCAUUGAGACGUCAGCAAAGACAGCUGAUAAUAUAAAUCAACUGUUUGAGGAAAUUGCAAAGAGGUUGCCUAGGCCAACGCCGUCCUGACAAAAACCCUUGUGUAUUGAGGAGUUACACAAAUACAAGUUUGUACCAUGUAAUGCAUGUCAGGCCAAUGUAUGGGUACUGUGUGGAAGACUGACGCUCAUGUAAAGCUUAUUCCAUUAUGUUAGUUGUGGAGACUCUUUGGUAUUGAAUAUCUAUCCUUUGAUGUUGCAACAACUGGUAAUCUGAUGGUUUCUUUUUUCCUUUUCCCUUUUUAAGGGCAAUCGAAUUACGAAGUGGUUGCGCAAA
Panicum hallii is the source of this 1034-nucleotide messenger RNA. Its product is annotated as ras-related protein RABF1-like. Gene Ontology annotation, molecular function: GTP binding; GTPase activity. The record is from RefSeq and is a predicted model, not a curated record. Bases 186 to 788 code for a protein of 200 amino acids. Lineage: Eukaryota; Viridiplantae; Streptophyta; Magnoliopsida; Poales; Poaceae. The transcript has 8 exons.